This is a messenger RNA of Nasonia vitripennis (jewel wasp), 2025 nucleotides long. RefSeq lists its product as uncharacterized. NCBI's taxonomy places the organism in Eukaryota, Metazoa, Arthropoda, Insecta, Hymenoptera, Pteromalidae. The transcript has 8 exons. The record is from RefSeq and is a predicted model, not a curated record. Bases 1 to 2025 code for a protein of 674 amino acids.
AUGGCGAGAUUCACACCUUUCGUGUGCUUCUUGCUUUUGGCGUUCCCUUACGUUCAAGUAUCGGCAUUCGAUCCCGUGUCGAUCGCUGCGGUUUCCGCACUGAUCGGUAUCGUAACCGGUAUCAUCACCUUCGCCAAUCAAGCAUCAGAGGGAAUAAAAGGCGGAAUGAGAUACUUAGGAGAAGAGCCAGAAAACGAUGAUGGCUACAAACGACCUUUCAACCCUAUGCACAGCAGCUUGAUGGAUCAGUUGCGAUACCUUUCGAAGAAAAGUGACCUUUUGAAGGCGGAUAUUGACGAUAUGAGGGACGAGAUAAUAAACCAGGUCUCUGAAAAGGUUCCUGGACUGGUCGAGUUGAACAGCAGAUUAUCGGAAAUAUUCGUCAAAUCUGUUAGCAUAGCCAAGGAUUACGAUAACUUUUUGAGGUACUACGAACAUCCCGAGAAGUACGAUAAAAACAGGGUCAUACAGUUCGCUAGAAAAAUGGUAUCCGACGAUAGCACUGGUGUAACACAUCAGCUUGAGCGUAUUCACACGCUUUUGGUACGCAGAGACAUCACAACACCCAGUGCUGUUGUAUUGUUGGCUAACCACAUUGACCUGUUCAUUAGAAACGCAAAACUGUUCAAAAGUCCACAGCAAUUGCUUUAUGAUUUUCUAAAUUCGAUUAUUUACACUGAAAUCAAGGGUUACUUAACCAUCAAGUACUGUUACAACCUUCUCAGCUUGUACAAGCAAGAGGGAAAAUUCGGAGCCCACAUUGAGGAUGCGGAGCACGACUUCGGCAAAAGGCUGAACAUAACUGUUGAAACUUUCAAGAGUGCUAUGAACCUCGUAUCUCGAGAAUUGUGGAGAAAUAAUCCAGUUCAACAUAUAGAAGAUGUUACAUACACGGAAUUGAAACACGUAUUCCAGAAGUACAUCAUCAACGAAUACGAUAUAAGCCCCGGUGAUCAAUGCAAAAAUCAGUGCUCAGAUUAUAGAAGACCAGAAUCGAAGGCUCCUCACAGAUGUGCCUAUCAAGGAGAAAUUUGUGAAAUCACACAUUGCGAUGGAUAUUUGUUCGAUUGCCAGUACAAGAUCGAUACCGAGAUGUCGAUUUGUCCAUCGGGCAGGGAUAGCAGUCGCAGAUACGAUUACAUCGAUUAUGCAAAUGGACUACGAUACGGCGAUUCGAAGCACAAGUGUUCCAUGAAUCCACUUACGACCACACGGAAAUUAUCCGGAUUAUGGUGGUGUGACCCAUGCAUGUGCGUAUGCGCGGAUACCUCGAAAAAAUCAGAGAGCCGAUUCAAUUUGGAUCCUGUGAUGGCAAACAGUGCUGAGAACUACGUACUAACAGGAGCACGAUUGGUAAAACGCAAUCGUAUGAUUCACAUUCAAAUACAAGAGGGACAAUUAUUGCAAAACGGACGAAUUAACGCAAGUACUCUCCGAUGGUCGAAGAUAAAUGAAAAUCCCAUAUCUUACCAUACUUUGCAAUGGGAACAAAAAAGGGAAAUUCAUUUGGAUGAUUUAAUGGCCCCUAAAAACCACGUCUUGACAGGACUAUCCUUCACGACUAUACAAGUUGAUUCAGCAUACACGAAACGCUUGAAAUUACAAGCAUAUGCAGCACCAUUAUAUUUCCAUUCUGGGGAAGUUAUUGAUAAACAUCAAAUGCCAUUGUAUCCUAAAGACUUCUCACCGACUAAUGCCACGAACGAGAUCAAACUGGACAACCUUGAUGUGCCAACUCGAACUUCGGUGCAGACGGUCACAAAAUCGAAACAGGACCAGUUCCUGAAAUUCGGACCGACUGGUUUGGAUAAAGACGUUGGACAGAGCACGAUUCCCUUUAUCGACAUCCAAGAAGUGACGACUAGCCCAGCGAUACCAAUGUCCGGAGCUGGAAUUUACCAUAAAAGUAGAUCUGGUAAUGGAGGAUUUUUAGCGCUCAGACUGUUUUCUUACGAUUACGCACAGCAUCUGGAAGCGGAUCUUCCUGAAGAUUAUGAAAGUUUGGACUCUGUCAAAGGAUUGUAA